Messenger RNA from Pichia membranifaciens NRRL Y-2026, 2319 nucleotides. RefSeq lists its product as hypothetical. The record is from RefSeq and is a predicted model, not a curated record. NCBI's taxonomy places the organism in Eukaryota, Fungi, Ascomycota, Pichiomycetes, Pichiales, Pichiaceae. The annotation marks the transcript as partial. Gene Ontology annotation, cellular component: plasma membrane. Gene Ontology annotation, molecular function: calcium-activated cation channel activity. The transcript has 2 exons.
AUCUCGAACAAGUCGUUUGUGCGGUCGGUGGCGACAUUGCACCGGAUCACGGACGAUGAGAUCAUCGAGUUCGCUGGGUUGGACGCGUACGUGUUCUUGGGCUUCUUCAAGAUGUCGAUAAAGAUUCUGUCGAUCUGCUGGCUGUUUGCCACGCUCCUCAUCUCGCCGAUCAGGUUCUACUUCACCGGCCAGUACGACCAGGGCGAUGGGGACGCGGGCGGGCCAGGCAGCCCGGCGAAGGACCCCGACGGAACGGUCGAGUCGUGGUACCGCACGUACCUCCUGAUCUACGUCGUGUUCACGUACCUCUUCACAUACGUGACGUGCCACUACCUCGUCCAGCACGCAAGGACCGUCAUCGAGAAGCGGCAGGAGAUCCUCGGCAAGCAGAACUCGAUCACGGACAGAACAAUCCGACUGUCGGGGAUCCCGCCCGAGAUGCGGACAGAGCGGAUCUUGAAAGAGGUGAUCGAGAACUUGCACAUCGGCAGGGUGGAGAAGAUUGUGAUAUGCAAGGAGUGGAAGAAGCUAGAUUCUCUCUUUGACCGCAGGGCCCGUGUCGUCAAAAACCUAGAGUUCUACUGGUCAAACUACUUCGACGCCGGCAACUUGACGAGCAGUGACACGAGCAACCAGGACAGCAUACGUCUCGAGUCCACGCGCUACCGUGACCUCGUUCCAGAAGACUCCAACAACCCGUUCAACGACAGCCAAAACAUGGAAGACGGGAACAUGAGCGCCUCCCAGGCUACGCUGAACAGCACACUCAGCAGCGCCACCUCAACCCUCUCCUUGAAAACCCGUCCCAGCGUGAAGUUGGGCUUCAUGGGCAUAUUUGGAAAGAAAGUCGAUGCAAUAGACCAUUAUACGAACCAGCUUUCGAUCAUCGACGAGGAGAUCAAGAAUGCAAGGAAAUACCACUAUGCGGCAACCCCAACCGCCUUUGUCACGAUGGACUCCGUGGCAACAGCGCAGACCCUAGCUCAGGCUGUUUUGGAUCCGAGAAUUGGCUACUUGAUUUCAAGCCCAGCCCCGGCCCCCGCCGACAUCAUAUGGGAAAACGCCACUUUGCCCAGCCAUUCCAGAAAGUUGAAAAUAUACUACAUAACAGUCAUAACAGGCAUCUUGGGUGUUAUCUUCAUUUUUCCUGUUGGUUAUCUUGCUACUUUACUUAACAUGAAAUCGAUCAAAAAAUUUUGGCCUGAUUUGGCGGGCUUCCUUCUGAAGCACCAAUGGGCAUCCAAAAUCGUUAUCGACUUAUUACCGGUUUAUUUGUACACGCUGUUGAAUGGAGUGAUUCCGUUUUUGUAUGUCUGGCUAUCGUCGAAGCAAGGAUUCAUUUCUCAUGGCGAGGAAGAGCUUUCUGUGGUCUCCAAAAACUUCUUCUACGUGUUUGUCAAUCUUUUUCUUGUCUUCACAAUGGCAGGAACUGCAUCCAACUACUGGGGUUACUUGUCAGACUCGAAAAAACUAGCUUUGCAAUUAGCUCAAUCUUUACGAGGACUUUCUUCCUUUUACGUGGAUACAAUAGUUCUUCAGGGGGUAGGAUUGAUGCCUUUUAAACUUUUGCCUAUUGGUAGAAUAUUCCAGUUUAUUUUCUUCUGGCUAACGCACAACAACUUCAAACCUUCCAACUCAUUGUUUUGGAGGGGGAAUCCAACUGCACGUGAACUGACUUAUCUUUUCCAGCCGCCAUCUUUCAACUUCGGGCUACAACUACCCCACCCUCUUCUGACUCUCGUGAUCACCCUAAUCUACUCUGUUAUUUCAACAAAGAUUGUAAGCGCAGGAUUGAUAUAUUUCAUUAUAGGGUAUUACGUUUAUAAAUUCAACUUGGUCUACACCUAUAUUCAUCCUCAACAUUCAACAGGUAAAGUCAUGCCUAUCAUAUUCCGUAGAGUUAUACUGGGAUUGUUGCUAUUCCAAUUGACUGUUGCUGGAUCCUUAGUUUUAGAAAAGUCUUGGGUCUUGGCAAUGUGUUUGGCUCCAUUACCGCUGAUAACUUUGAUGAUAUUAUGGUACUUUCAGGAUAAAUUACAGCCGUUGAGUGUUUUCAUUGCUUUAAGAGCAAUAGAAAUUGAUGAUACCAACGACUCCAACAUUGAAACAGGUGCCAGACACGAUUUUCAUAGUGCGAGACAACACAAUGGAUUCAGUAGAAGUCCAUUUCCCUCAAAAAAAAACAAAUCACCAACUACUAUUGAUGAGAGACGAGAGCAAAACCAGAGUUAUGAGUAUCCUCCGCUGGUCGGAAAUCUUGAGGGUCCAUGGAUCGGAAUCGAAAAAGGCGACGCAAGUUCAGCGACUGUUGACGAUACA